Molecule: messenger RNA, 2233 nt
Organism: Hevea brasiliensis (rubber tree)
Lineage: Eukaryota; Viridiplantae; Streptophyta; Magnoliopsida; Malpighiales; Euphorbiaceae
Product: LEAF RUST 10 DISEASE-RESISTANCE LOCUS RECEPTOR-LIKE PROTEIN KINASE-like 2.1
Biological process (GO): protein phosphorylation
Molecular function (GO): protein kinase activity; polysaccharide binding; ATP binding
Source: RefSeq, a predicted model, not a curated record
GUAAAUAAAAUACACAUCCCUUCAGUCAGCAGAACAAAUUGGAGCAAAGAAAUGUGGACCCAAGCUCCAAAAUCUUGUAUUCUCUCUGCCUUGGCAAUAAUAUCACUGAUUAUCUCCACCUUCCCUUCUCAUAUCCGAUCCCAAAACAACGCAUCGGACUAUGACCUUUGUUCCCCAUUCAAGUGUGGCAACAGCACCUUCUCUUUCCCCUUCUCUAACGUUUCAGGCCCCAGAAGCUGUGGCCUUCCCGGCUACCACUGCACAUGUUAUGAUGAACAGUCUCCAGGGAUCAUUUUUUCCGGCAAGUUCUUCUCAGUCAAAGGCUUCUAUCUCUCUGAUCGCUUGAUCACUGUUGUUGAUACCCAACUUAUCACUCAGUUGACGGCUGGCCACUGCACUUCUUUGAAUAACCUUACAAUUUUUAGUGACUAUAUAGCCCCUCUUAGUCUCCUUCCGGGAACUUUUAACCUCACUUUAAUUUCUUGUCCAGGUCCUUCUCGAGAAUUUCUUGAUAAGAUGGUUAGUAAUUAUACUAAAGACGGUACUGCACUAUAUAUUUGGAAAAAUGGCAGUCCAGGGCGUCCAUCAGAAUUCAGCCCUGUGCAAACACCAAGCGGAUGCAAUUUGAUCAUGGUACCUGUCUCUAUUUCAAGCUACGCAUUAUUCUUGAAUAGAAGUGGCUCUGAAUCUUUUGAUCCCUCGACUGAACUGGUUGAUAUGUUGGCGGAUGGGUUUCCUUUGACUUGGCCCAAUUUUACGGACUGCAUAACCUGUAAUUCAAAACGAGGACGGUGCGGAUUCGAUGAUAACUUGAAGGGAAUUGCUAGCUUCCACAAGCUGGGAAGCUCAAAGAAAAAUUGGAAGAAGCUGGGGUUUAUAUUAGGCGUUUCCAUUGGGAGCUGUUUCAUUCUGCUUAUCAUUGUUCUACUGGUACUAGCCUUCAGAAAACGAAUUUUGCCUUCCUUCAAGAUGAAUAACCAAAGUACUGAAGAUAGAAAAAACGUUGAGCAAUUUGUUAAAACCUAUCAAUCAUCUUUGAUAACCAACUUUUCAUACAGUGAUAUAAAGAAGAUGACCAAUGGCUUCAGAGAAAAAUUAGGUGAAGGAGGCUAUGGUAAUGUCUACAAGGGCAGAUUAUUAUCAGCCGGUCGUCUUGUCGCUGUCAAACUGCUGCAGAAUUCCAACAACAAUGGCAGUGAUUUUGUUAAUGAAGUUGCCACCAUCGGUAUGAUACGUCAUGUGAAUGUUAUAAGAUUAUUGGGUUUUAGUUGGAAUGGUUCAAAACAAGCAGUCAUCUAUGAGUACAUGCCUAAUGGAUCACUAGGGGACUUGCUAACUAAUGAAAGGUUGAGGCUUUCACUAGGAUCUGCCAGGAUGCUUGAAAUUGCCACAGGAAUUGCUCUUGGAAUAGAAUACUUGCACAAUGGCUGUGAGUCACGAAUCCUUCACCUCGACAUAAAGCCUCAAAAUGUGUUGCUAGAUGAGAAUUUCAAUCCGAAAAUCUCCGAUUUUGGAUUAGCAAAAAUUUACUCUAGAAGUAGAAGUGCAGUAACAAUGACAUGUGUAAGAGGAACCAUUGGUUAUAUUGCUCCUGAAAUUUUCAUGAGAAAACUUGGCAAACCUUCCCAUAAGUCUGAUGUCUACAGCUAUGGGAUGUUGCUAUUAGAGAUGGCUGGGACAAAAAACACUGCUGAACUAAAUCUAAAAAGCUCUUCAAGUGAAGCAUACUUUCCAGGUUGGAUACAUGAUUUAUUAGUUGAAGGUAUUCAAGGGAAUGGUAGAGAUCAGAUAGAGCUUGUGGUGGAAGAUGCUUGCAUAUUGAGGAAGAUGGUUAUGGUCGGUCUAUGGUGCGUUCAAAUAAAUCCUAAAGAUCGUCCCUCGAUGAAAAGAGUGGUAGAAAUGUUAUCUGGAAAUGUUGAUGUAAUUGAAAUGCCUCCCAAGCCUCUCUUCCUUUCCUCACGACAUCAUGACUCUCAACAUCAGAUUGAUAUCGCUUUCGCAGAAAGCGAUACCAGAGCAGACAGUCAUUAGAUGCGAGAUUGAAGAUAUUAAUGUGUUAAAAAUUCCUUCAAGUAAAGUUUAACAUAAUAUUAAUUAUUUUGAUCUAAAAGGUCUUAUUGUGUUGACUCGUCAUUAUUGGAUUUCUUGAUUUUUUUUACAAGGAUCAUGAUUGAGGGAUGAGGGAUUAAGUGGAUCCAUAAUUAAUGUGGAUCAAAGGAUUUUCGGCAACAUA